AUGAGUGCUGUGGAUUUGAAUUCCAUCUGUGAAUCGUCUCAAGCAGCAGCACACACACCAGCCUCCCCCAUCGCCGCCACCGCCGAUACCGCCACCAUUGCUACAGCCUCCGCUGACUGUAGUAGCACAAACGAAGAUUCUCUCUCCACGGCGUGCCACGGCACACCGCGGCGGCUCCGCGUGGCCGUCAAGCCGCGCGGCAGCCCUGCCGCCGUGCCGCUGUUCCUGCCAAAUGACUUCGGAGGCGACGCGGUGUGGGGACAGUCACCAGGAUUCGGAAAAGGAGCUCGAGUCGCCGCUUUCCCCGCCGCGAGUCCCCCGCCGCACCGCGGCUCGUGGACGGACGGCGCGAGCUGCUGCAAAACGAAGCGCCGAACCGCGCUCGGACGGGACGACGAGCUGGAGGGAGUGCGGCGCGCACUGGGUUGGGACAGUAAUGAGGGCACAGGAGGUGAGGAAGAGGAGAGCGGCUGCAGCGACAGUAACGUCGAAGCGGAAGGUCAUUCGUCCGACGGUGAUAGCUUCGCCACUCGCUGCGAUCUGUUUUCAAGCUCGGACGAAUCCGACAAUUUUCUUCGCGACUCGCUCUCUGGUCUAAGCCGGCAGAGCUCUUUUAUAGCCGACGGCAUCCCGCAAUCUCCGGCGCGGUUCUCGCCACCGGAUGCGGGAUCGCCGCGGUCGUGCACUUCGGGAGCCGUGUCGCCUAUGUCCGUGCUACCUGCGCCGCUGAUAUUGUCGCUGUCCGCAUCGCUGGGUGAGAUGGCGGAAGUAGGGGCGGAAGAAGACGCUCUAAUCAUGCUGCCCAUCGCCUCCCCGCAGUAUAGCGGAAACUUCGGACAGAACCAGUUCAUCAAUGACGCCUCUUCCCGCAGCCCCGUGUCCUCCGCCAAUGCGCGCAACCACCAGCACCCAGCCGCGCACCAGCUACCCCAAUCGGUGCCUUCCCGGGGCCCUUCCGCUCCCCACCCUCCGCCCGCCGGCUUUCCAGAGCGUCCCAAUCCCCACCUCCCGCACCAGCACCCACAGCCUUUCCGCGCAUGGCCUGCGUCUGGCUCCGCUCUCCCGCCCAUUGGUGCAUGCGCGCGCAACAACUUCCGCCACCCGCUCAUUCCCGCGCCUAUGCAUGUCCCUGUUCACAUGGGCAUGGCCAUGGGCAUUCUCGGUAUGCCCAUGCCUGGUCCCAACCACCCACCCAUGGCCAUGCAUCACCAUCAUCACGCGCACAUGCACAUGCCUGGUGCCAUGGCUAUGCCAAUGCCCAUGUCCGUCCAUCCCCUAGCCCUGUCAUCCGUUCCCGUCCACCUACCCCCGCAUCUCGCGUUCCCUUGCCGUCCAUUCCCGGGGGCUGGUCUUGCGGGAAAGUCUGGCUCCGGUGGGGUUCUGCGAAAUGGCGGGAAGGCGGAAAAGGCGGCGAGCGUAGGGGGAGGUGCUAGGGCUGCUGCGUCUGCAGUGGCGGCGGAAGGGUCGUCGGGCACGGGUGUGUUUCUUCCUCGCACCAGUGCUGCUGAUUCAUGCGGUGCUGUCGUGGGUGGAGGGGAAGUAAUGGCAAUUUGA
This is a messenger RNA of Closterium sp. Naga37s-1, 1554 nucleotides long. NCBI's taxonomy places the organism in Eukaryota, Viridiplantae, Streptophyta, Zygnematophyceae, Desmidiales, Closteriaceae. The record is from the annotation of a GenBank genome assembly.